Messenger RNA from Fusarium graminearum PH-1, 1311 nucleotides. RefSeq lists its product as uncharacterized. The transcript has 4 exons. The record is from RefSeq and is a predicted model, not a curated record. Bases 1 to 1311 code for a protein of 436 amino acids. Lineage: Eukaryota; Fungi; Ascomycota; Sordariomycetes; Hypocreales; Nectriaceae.
AUGGGACUCCCCGUAUUUGACCCCUCUCUCGUACGCGAGAAAACACCUUCAGUCGAACUCGAAGAUCGACAGGAAGAAGCCCCUGUCCUUUCAAAGACCUUCUGGAAAACCAAUGCUCAGGUUGCUAUUCGAUGGGACGGAUAUUCCACUCUGAGACUUCCCCUGGCUGAUGACACCACCCAGCUGAAUACCCCCGUCACGAUGGAUGCAGACAACAUCUGGACGGACUUUAACCUUGCUGCGUAUGGCAUUCUUGAAACGAUCAAUCAGACUUUGGUUCAGAGCAAACACUCAGAGAAACGAGCGGUUGCAGUCAAGGCUGAGCUGUGCAAGCUAGACGUAUUCUCUGCUGAAUCAGACACAUCUCAGCCCCUUGUCAACAAUCCAGACUUGGGUCGUCAGAUGGGCUCACUCGUGGUUUGUCUACCGGUCGCUCACAAAGGUGGACAGAUUGCCUUUCGACAUGACGGUCAACAAGUCGAGUUCGACGGGGCAUCUCAGCAUUCAGAAACCAUCCAAUGGGCCGCUUUCCUAAGUGCUUGUGAACAUGAAGUUCUGCCGAUUACCGAAGGUCACAGGGUAAUGUUGACGUACAACCUGGUCUGGUCAACUUGGGGCCAUGGUUUCAUGGCAAACCAAAGACAUAUUUUGGAUCAGGAAUCCACCCACUUCUACACUGAUCUUGAGAAGCUUAUCGAAAAGAUAAAAUCUACUGGAGAGCCACAUAUCAUCGGUUUCACAUGCACUCGCCGCUACCCCCAUACUUCCGAGUCAUCCUGCAAGGAGAUCGAUCAUAUGCUCAAAGGCAUUGACAUGGUAGUCUACCAAGCCCUUGUGCGGUUUGUGUGUAAUGUCAGUGUUGGCGCGGUACUCGAUGAUUCGCGGUAUGUCGAAGGCGAACUCGAAUCGAAACAGAUGGAGCUUGAACGCCUGGCGGAGUUAGCCAAUAAUCCCAACGCGCGCCGUUCGAGACGUCAUUAUUACGACGACAGUGACCUUGAAAACACAUUUUGCAUAACCGAAGACCUUUCAGACUUAUGUAUUGAUGAUUGGUACCGCGGCGACGACGACUCCUAUGUUCCGAACCCGCUCCGCCAUCUCGAUGGGUAUAGCCGUGAGAAGGUCCACUGGCUUAACCACGCUCCCGACACGACUACCCACCAGGAGCUUGCUCUUUCUGUUUACAUGGUCGCUGAGAGUGAGCCUGAAUGUGCAUCGUUUUACUCCUCUGUCGCCAUUUUUGCGCGGGUGGGUGAAGAGGUCGAUAAGGAUGAUGAAGAGGAUGAAGAGGUCGAUGAAGAGGGUGAUUAA